AUGCGACUUUUAUUUCUCGAACGGGAAAUACCCGAGUUGUUUAUACUGCUGAUUUGUUUAAUUGUUUGCCAAGGGAAAAAGCACUUCAAAAACAACGAUGGUAAGUUUUCAGACAUAUUUGUAACGAACAGCAAGGAAAAUAAAGACCCUUUCUUUUAAACGUGAUAACGUUACUAAGUAUGAAGCUUGUCAUUUCGCGCCCGUAUACUGCACGACUUCAGAAGCCGUUUUAAUUUAGUCGUAAUGACUUGAUGCAAGAGUGCAUCAAAAUCUAAGCUUUUUCUCAUAAUGGUGAAGUGGAUAUUUAUGGUUGCGAGUUAUUUGGAAAACGAUGAUUAUUGAAGUGUGUGUAGUAAAUGUAAUCAAAGUUUCCAUAGACCAAACAUAUCAGUUAUAGUUGUAUGUUUUUUAGCCGAUGGUAAUCGAUCGUUUCCCUCGAGUGGUAUUGAACACAAAAGUGCCAAAUUCGUUAAGACUUUUUAUCAGAAUUAAAAAAUUUUGUGAUUUUGUCAUCUUUUAUUUACCACCUGCUAAAGCGUAGUAUUUCAUGUUGGUUAACCUGUUGUAACGCCAAUUGUUUAUUUCUGAUCAAUUUUGUGACAACAGAUUCUUCGCAGGAAAGCAAAUCGACUUUCAUAACCAUCAAACUGCCAGCGAAUGUUGCCACGCACAAUAAAGGUAAAAAGACGUGAUUUUUAUCCUAUUCUAAUCGUCAUUUUUUUUUCACUUCCUGUAGUAAUUAUAGGUUCCUAAGAUGUUUGUCUUAAAUCGAAGUGUAAUUUGUUUGAUGUUUGUAUGUUGUCAUAAAUGCAAAGUAAUGACUUUUUCGAUAAUAUUAUUUUCAUCAGUAUGCUCGCCAAAAUAGAUCGAUAACUAGAAAAUAAAAAACUUUAAUAAUUUUCAUGAACUCUUAAAGAACGAUCAUUCUCUAACUUCCAAUUCUUACAUAUCUCUUUUCAAUAAAUCGUAUGCAAUGCUUAUCUACAAUGUGUUCGAAAAAAACCAACGGGACAAAAGUUUUAUUAGGCUACCACAACGAACACAUAUGCCAAAACUUGUGUCAAAAAUGAAGACCUUUCAUAUUCAAAACACCUUCCUAAAAAGUGUGGAUUAUCAAAGUUGUGUUUUCCUUGUCUUAGGUUGUGUAUACGAUGGUGUUGUCCGACAUCAUGGCGAUGCCUGGUCCCCAGGUCCCUGUAUUCCAGAAUGUCGAUGCUCACAUGGUCAUGUAAAGUGCUCUAAAAUAGAAUGCCCGGAUUUAAACUGUGACAAGCCCAUCAAGAAAAAGUGGAAAUGCUGCGCAGAGUGCUUACCUUUAAUGGAUAACGGUAAGAUCAAAAUUCCACUUUAGCACAGAUUACAAUUUUCUCAGCAAUUGAGUCUGUACCGUCAUAUCUUAAAAGAAGGUCAGAGCUCUGAUUGAGAACGUUUCCUGCUCCUGAAAAUGAACUAGACUCGCUGAAAUCUAGAAAAUCGAUCGGACUGUUUCUCGAUACAACUCUUAGACUGUCUUAAUCACGUUUCCUGUCAUUCAUUCAGUUUUAUAGCUUUUAUACAUUCUAAAAUGCUGAUCUACAAACUCCUUGUUUAAGGAGCGAGAACAUCAUAUUUGGAGGAUUUCUCAGUUUCAUCUCGUCCAAAGAAUGAGUAACAUUGUUUUCCAUGUUUCCUUUGUUCUUAAAUUGCCGUGUUCCGGUUUUAAGGGACCACUUGUGGCGUGUGGAGUAGGAAUGGCAACGGUAAUGGUGGUUGCUGUGUGUUUCCUUUCGAGUAUAACGGCGUCAAGCAUUACACUUGUACUUACUUGGAUCACAACAAGCCAUGGUGCUCAAUCUCUACUAAUUUUGACCGGGAUGGAGUCUGGGGAGAGUGUAUAGGUAAUGCACAUCAAAAGCAUUUUUCUUCGAUAUUUGCUCCGUAGAAUGUUGGGUUGUGAAAUCGGCUUAGCUAGCGAUCGGUAAGGUAAAAUAGCCAAUUUGCUCUCAUCUAAUUUUCAAGAUGAUAGAUACUUCUCAGUUCAAUUAUUAAGGGAUUGCCGGUUGCCCCUUUUCGCUGCAAAAUAAUUUGUAUGAUAGGGUUCAAUAGCGCAUGUGAUAGGAACGGGCCUCUCUUUCAUCUUUCGUUCUGUAAGAGAGAAGCCUAAAACAAUAUCAUGAGAGUCAUGAUUUCUUAAAAUUUCUUUGCUUUUAAUUCUCCUGAUAUCAGAGAAAAUGGCGUCUAUAACUUAUUUUUCAGCCAUUUAAGCUCUUUACUACUUUAUUUAGAGAAUAUUUGGUCACAGCUUCACUUUUACGGUGUUUUUAAGACGAAUUUGAAAUCUUUCCACGGGACACUUCUAUCAUCAAUCUCUCGUCUCACUUCAUUCAGAUGACGGUGAUACACCUAAGACAUUACGAUUCAAAGAUCACAGAGGAGAGGCUCAACAACAAUACAAAAGCACAGAUGAUCUUAUAUCUAGCAUAGCAAACAACGUGGCUAACAGUGUCUCGAACGAGAGUGCAAGCGGGUCAAAUGCUAGUCCUGCAAUCCCGGAGUCCAGUGUGAUCACACCCUCAGGUGCAGCUGCAACAGUCAUUCCAGCCAGUGCACAACCUUCAAAAACCGCGAUAAUGCCGGCUGCAUCAGUAAAUGCAUCUCCUUCUGCCGCUAAUAAAACUGUUCAGCCGUUACCCACUAAGUCGAUUCAGCCACAAGCCACGGGUACGAUAGCUGUUGCGACUGCAAAUGCAACAGUCAUGCCAUCUCCCUCUACGAGUGUUGGAGGCCCUGUGGUACCACAGAAAAAUGCUAGUAGUGUAGUACAACCAGCCAGCAAUCAGUCAGUUGCUGUUAUGGCCAGCAGUGUUCAACCAGCCGCUUCACAGUCGGUGGCACAGGCAGGCCAGGUAAAUAUAUACGACAUUGAGAGUAUAAUUCAGCGCAUUUCAUCUUUCAUCAAACCAAUUGCAGUAACAAACAGACAUGAUCAUCGAUGCGUUUUUUCGAGUAUGAAGAGAAGGAAAGGGAGAAAAGGGAAGGGAAAAAGGGAGGAAAAAACUAAAAAGUAAUGUUCAUGCAUAUGGCAAUACUGGAACAGAAGAACUGCCGUCUGUCUCCGGCCUUCGAUACAUUGAGAUGAAAAGAUUUGAACUCAAAGUGAAUUUUUUUUUGUAGCAAUAACUUAAGGAUCAAAUGAAAGACAUGUUUAAAAUGUGUUUAGACCGCAGUCAUAGGGCAGCCAGGAGCUAAACCGACGCCAUCCAUUGGAAUGGGAGGUGCAGCGGCCGGGACGGCCACACUCCCGCUGCCAGGUCCAACACCACAGGUAACUCAGCAGCCGCAACCACAGGUAACGCAACAGCCAUCACCUCAGCCCUCUCAACAACCAGCACUACCACUUCCCGAACAGCCCACUCCACAGCCCGGUCAACAACCAGCUUUACAGCCUGCUCCUGCUCCUGCUCCGGUACCAGGCCAGCCACCUGUGGAGGGUGUAACUCCCGGCUCUCCUUUCCCGAUAUCGCAGACAACACUUACUCCUGGAGAGACCCAGGCUCCAGGAAAUGCUCCCGGCCAAGCUGGUCAAGCCGUGCAUCAGUUGACGACAACAGAAUAUAACGCAAACCAUAACAUCACAACGACUGAGUCUUGGUUUGGCAAACCUAACGAAACUCUCAACAGGACCAACGGUAAGCUCGAGAUUGGCACCAAAAAUGUUCCUUCGCGACUUUUAAGUAUCUGCAGAAGCCCAUUAAGUAAUGGGCUUCUGGUAUCUGCAUGUAAUUUUUUCUGUGUUUGUAGCUGAAUUGCGUAUGAAGGAAUCCGGAGAUUGAGUUAGUGUGAAGGGAUUGCAAACAUAGAUGCAAUUUGGAAGGUCUAUAGAGGCUUCGCCUUGUUGCAAGUUUUCGCGUACCAUUCGUUCCAAACACGACGAGUUCGCCCUUUGACCCUGUAACUCUCAUGAAUAAAUAAAAAAAAAAAAACAGAAUUUCUCGUUACAAUGUUAAUGCAUUAUUAAGCAGAUAUGUGAUGAGAAUAAGGGUAAAUAACAAGUAGGGGAUUAUAGUAGUUGAUCCAAUGACAAAUUCUCAAAAUUCACACCAUAAGAAUUGCAUUACAGACACUAAUAUAAAAAGAAUUACUAAUGAGAUCUUGGGACUGAAAGGACUGGGACGAGUUCGGCCCAUCUUUACAAGUUCUAAAAGAUAUUCCGUGAGAAUAAAUCAAUUCGGAAUUGGACGGACUUAAAAAAUAAAAAAAAGGUUACGUUAUACAUGCGACUUGUGCUGUCAAACAUCUCUUAGAGGAAAAGACAGUAUCUUUUUGUAAGACCAUUGUACGUUACUCUAGCAGUAAAUUGAACUGCAAUUUUUUUUUAACGAUAGCAAUAAUUUUCUUAUCUUCUUAGUUAGGUGGUUUCUGAUCAAGUGAUAUUUAUUUUUAAUUGAAGAGUGUAUGUAUUUUUUCAUCGCAGAAGUAAUGAAUCAAGUUGGACAAAGUAAUCAGGCAUCAUACGGCUAUCAAGCAGCCUCGUCUCAGCGUUAUUACCAGAACCAGGCUCCCUACAAUGAUCAACCAAGCAAUUCCCAACCAGAUUACUCAUCUUAUAACACACAGAGCAGUCCUCAAGCAGAUUACAUGUCUUACAGCUCCCAGCAGAGCAGUCCUGAAAACAAUUAUCCGUCCUAUAACGCACAGUCUUACAAUAGCUAUGACAACACCGCUUACCAGCAAUACGACAGAUCACAGGCUCAAGAUACUGCGGGACAAGCCAAUUAUUAUUCAAACGAACAACAAUACCAACAGCAGUAUGGUGCGGACCCAGGGUCAUACUACACGGGAUAAAACAUGACGUACCCUGUAGUUUCAAUCACUUUCCGGACAUCUGAUUUGAAUCUUUGAUGUUACACCAAGUUUUAUAACUGAGUUUUGCUGAUGUUGUCUUUUCAUAGAACAGAGCUCCACCAAAGAUGUCUUUGUUUCUGAAUUUUAAGCUCCAUAAGUUCUUUCUUGUAAACCUUGGAGGUCAAGAACGACGCUCACUUCUUGUUUUGACUCGAGCAAUCUCUCGAAAAACAAAACAGAAUGCUUAGCUUCCAAAGAGAUUUCUCGCUCAAUUAUCUCCGGAUAAAAUAUUGAAAAUUACGAGUCAAGGCCAUGAAAGUUUUGUUUGUUAAUAAACGUUAAUUUAACUGACUCAGUUGCUAACAGUGUCCCAAAUCUACUUGUAGCCACUCAGUUGACAGCUGACAUGCGUUGACAGGUUAGGAGAACAGGUAUCUAAACUCAUUUAUGUCUAAGACCAAUCUAGUCCCUCUCGAUCAUUUCCAAGGUUAACCGGUCAGGAAUCGCACUCAACUUGAAAAUGACCGUAAGUCUGCUGUAAAUACGCGUCAUAAGACAAAAAAUAGAAACGUUUUGAUGAAAAUCAGUCUCUCUAGUAACUGAAUUAUCUAAUCUCCAUUCUGUAAAGUUUCCCCGAAGUAUUCAAUGCAUGCCGUAAAGAAACAAGUGAGUCAUAUG
Pocillopora meandrina is the source of this 5502-nucleotide messenger RNA. The record is from the annotation of a GenBank genome assembly. NCBI's taxonomy places the organism in Eukaryota, Metazoa, Cnidaria, Anthozoa, Scleractinia, Pocilloporidae.